Molecule: messenger RNA, 4431 nt
Organism: Priceomyces carsonii
Lineage: Eukaryota; Fungi; Ascomycota; Pichiomycetes; Serinales; Debaryomycetaceae
Gene: GEA2
Product: Arf family guanine nucleotide exchange factor
Exons: 1
Coding region: 1-4431 (1476 amino acids)
Biological process (GO): regulation of ARF protein signal transduction
Molecular function (GO): guanyl-nucleotide exchange factor activity
Source: RefSeq, a predicted model, not a curated record
AUGGCGUAUCAUGUGCCAGUUUACUCUAUAGAGAGAGCAUCGCUUUCAAAUAGAACACUAUCACCAAAGAACGAGCCAAGGGUUGCAAUUGACCCAAUUACAUUAAUGAUAAAUGAAUGUAUGACUAUAUCAUCAGCCAUGCGCAAAAUGACAAGAUGGUCGCAGAGUGGCGUGGCAGCAAUAUUAGGCGCCGGUGACUUUUUUGGAGAAGAUGAUCCCAUUAAUAACUUGGCUUCAAACCUUUCGAAUAACAGUAGGCCUGAUAACGAUAAUCCAUUACUUUCGAGUUUUUUACAAUUGAGAACCAUUUUAACCGAGGCACAAGAUUUGUAUGAGUUGGACAGCCUCACCUUGUUACAGCCAUUUUUAUUAGUUGUCAAAUCCUCCUCGAUAUCAGGUCACAUUACUGCUCUUUCAUUAAAUGCAAUCUCCAAGUUUUUGGAUUAUGACAUUAUUUCGUUGAGAUCAAAAAAUAUCCAAAGUACAUUAGUGCAAAUCAUUUCAUCUUUGACACACUGCAGAUUCGAAGCUGCUGACCAGGACUCUGAUGAUUCAGUUUUGUUGAAAGUCUUGAGGUUGCUAGAGUCCAUUAUAACUAGUCCAUUAUCGAACUUCCUUCCCAAUGAAGUAAUAUUUGAGGUUAUUCUGACGUGCCUCUUACCGUUAGCUUGUAAUAAAAGAAGAAGUGAGGUAUUAAGAAGAGCUGCAGAAAUGGCAAUGUCUUCUAUUACAGUCCGUCUUUUUAGCCAGUUAAGGUCUAUCGAACCCGAACCAAUUGAAGACUUGCGGGUGAAUUUCCAAGACACUCAAUUACCGGAAGAUGUCAUUGGUGGAACUGAGAGUCACCCAUCAGUUGUACCAACUCCAGGAAGAAACAGUGAAGAGGAUGUGUCAACACAAAUAAGCAAUGAUGAGAAUGUAAAUACAAACGAGAAAGCGGAGGAGCCAUUUGGUAUAAUUUGCAUUAAUGACUAUUUGGGUAUUCUUAUUUCCAUGAUAUCACCCUCGAAUCAAUAUCAGCAUAUGGAGAGUACCAGAGUUUUCGCUUUCGCGCUUAUCAAUACUGCGAUUGAAGUUUCUGGACUUGACAUUCCGAAACAUUCAUCUUUAAUGAGUUUGGUUGCUGAUCCUGUCUCAAAACAUGUCUUGCAAACUAUAACGACGACAGAUUCUCCCGCAUUAUUGCAAGCUUCUUUACAAUUGUUUUCUACCAUAGCUAUAGUUUUGGGAAGGCAACUCAAGUCUCAGGUAGAAUUAACUUUUACGUUAUUAUUUAAAUCAAUCCUACCUGAAUCUAAGAAAGCACAAAAUGAUAUGAUUAGCGGUGAGCUAGUUACGACCAGAAUCUCUGCCUCCAAGGAAAUGUUAUUAGAAUCGUUGUCAUUAUUAUGGACCAGAUCACCUGUUUUUUUCACUCAUUUAUUCAUUGAUUACGAUUGUGACUUUGACAGAUCAGACUUAUCUACAAAAACAUUACAGUUCUUGUGUCAGUUAUCUUUGCCAGAAUCUGCAUUGAUAACCACAGACAACGUUCCUCCAAUUUGCCUUGAAGGCAUCCUUUCAUUUAUCAGUGGUGUUAACGAUAGGAUUAAAUCAAUAAACCUAGAUUUGAACAGUGUUCCUCUACCAGAUUUAAUUAAAAACAGAAACCAGAAAACUAUUUUUAUAGAAUGUACCAAAAUACUAAAUGAGAACCCUAAAGAAGGUAUUAAAGCUUUGGCUGAUAAAGGUUUUAUCUCAAAUAAUGAAGAUAUUUCUGAGUUAGCUAAAUUCUUCUUUACAAAAUCUGGUCGGUUGAAUAAGAAAGUCUUGGGAGAGUUUCUAGCAAAACCAAAAAAUUCAGAAUUGUUAAGAUCUUUUAUUGCUUUAUUUGAUUUCACUGACUUGAGAGUUGAUGAAGCACUUAGGAUAUUGUUAAGAACGUUUAGGCUACCAGGAGAGUCGCAGCAGAUUGAACGUGUAGUGGAAUUGUUCGCCGAAAGAUAUGUGAGUUGCCAAAACUCUACUCAAGGUGAUUCUGAAAAGGCGGAUCCUGAAAUCGUCAGACCAGAUCGUGAUUCAGUUUUCGUUUUGUCAUACUCCAUAAUUUUGUUGAAUACUGAUUUGCAUAACCCUCAAGUCAAAAGACAGAUGCUUUUAGAUGAUUAUAAACGAAACUUGCGUGGUGUUUACAAUGGUAAGGAUUUUCCUGAGUGGUACUUGGCGAAAAUAUACCUGUCAAUUAAAGACAGAGAAAUAAUUAUGCCGGAAGAACAUCACGGUACCAAUAAAUGGUUUGAUGACGCAUGGCAUAACAUGAUAUCUUCCACUCCCUCUGCAAUUCAAAAUGAAACUGCAUUUACAGCUAUCCAAUUAUGUCAGUUUGAUAAGGUACUAUUUGAGUCUGUGAUUGAAAACAUAAUCGAAACAUUGGUUCGAGUCUUCAAGGAAGCAACUGAUGAUCAUAUAAUUACAAGAUUGAUGUCUACAAUCGAUAAGUGCGCGAAUAUUUGCAUUUAUCAUAGCAUGAGCACGUCACUUGACAAACUCAUUGGUCUCUUAGCAGAUCUAACCUCUUUAACGGAUUUGAAGAGCAGAAAUUCUACAGAGGAUAGCCGUGACAAGAUUUCAAUUACUCAAAUUAAGAUUGAAAAGAAGGAAGAAGCUGUUACAGUUAGCGAGCUUGCAGUCUGGUUUGGUAAAGAUUUUAAGGCCCAAUUGUCAAUUGUUGUUCUUUUCAGACUUAUAAAGAAAUCCGAGUGUAGGAUUACAUCAGCAUGGGAAAAGGUGAUUAGAAUUAUACUAUCUUUAUUUGAAAACUGCUUGGUUAAUCCGAAUUUGUUUCUCGACUUUCAGGGGAAACUCAAACUCAGUCCUCUUCCUAAAGUCAAACCUCGAUAUAUUAUAACAAGAUCAAAGUUGACAAAUGCAGGUAUAUUUUCGACAUUUUCAUCUUUCCUCAAAGGUUAUUCUGAUGACCCGCCAGAGCCAUCAGAUCAAGAGAUUGAAUCGACUUUGUCCACUAUGGAUUGCAUUGCAUCUAUAAAUAUAGCUAGCAUAUUUACUAGUAUAUCAAGAUCCAAAGAUUUAAACAAGUUCGUUGAAUUGCUUUUGGAUGCAUUGCCAAAAUAUUCUGAAGAUAAAAAGAGGUAUUUUGAGUCAGAGACUCUUUUCUUGCUUGAAAGCUGCGUAUGCUUUUGUUUAUUGUUGAACGACUUAGAAACCAAACAGUUGGUUUUAAGUAGGUUAUCAACGCAAGAUCUUUCCAGGAAAGGGCAACUCAGGGUUAUAACUUAUAAAUUACUUUUAGCUAGAAAAUGCGAAACUGACGUUGACAGUAUAAUCACGGAGAUAAUUACACUAGACAAAGAUACAUUGACAAAGAAUGGUAGCCAGUUAGUUCAACCUUUCAUAUCUUUAGUUGAUGAUGAUUCUUGGUGUUCUAAAAAACUUUUAAACGAUGAGAACUAUUGGAAGGUGUUACGCAUUUUCGGCUCCUUACAACUUCAUGCUUCUGAAGUUUUAUUAUUCGUUGAAAGUCUUAUAAAGCAAUCAAGCAAUGAAGUAAAUAUUAAUAACUAUAUGCUGAUAUUGGGUUUAUUAGAUGAAAUUUCGUCUUUAGGGGCAAUGGCAUCACAGUGGGAACAAGAAAGUGACACGAAAAGCGAAUCGAAAAGUGAAGCUAAAGAUGAUUCUCAAAAUAAUACUAAAGAUGAUGCUAAAGAUGAUAAGGACGACGCUAAAAUGUCAUUUUAUGUCAGCUUAGUCAAAAUAUCAAAAUCGUCGAUAACGUUGACGGCAGAUUUGGCACCUUUAUCAAGAAAAUCUGACUUUUACGGUAAAGAUUUUUUUUAUUCCUUAAUGCAAGCAUUAGCACAUCAAUGUUUUAACCCAUGCAGAGCAGUUCGAUCUUACGCUUUGAGUAUGUUACAAGUAACUGCAUUAUCACUUGAGCUGAAUGAUGAAUUAACUCCACAAGGGACAUUUGAAUACGUUUUGUUUCCUUUGCUCACUGAGCUCUCCAAGAAUGAAGUUCUUGAAAGCGAUACUGAAGGCUUCAUGGAGACACAUAUUGCCGCUCUAUCGCUCAUUAGCAAGGUGUUUUUGAAAUUUAGUGCUUUUUUUAAAGAAGGGGAAAUAGAUGAUGUUUGGCUAGAAAUUUUGAAUUAUUUUAUUACAUUCAAUGAUCUUAGUGAAAAGUAUAAUGGCAAGCUAAAAGAGUCAGGCUCUGAAAUUUUGAAGAACAUGAUCUUGGUGCUACAGAACGGAGAUAUCCUCAAAGAGAACACGGAUUUGUGGGAUUCUACUUGGAGUAAAAUUGACUUACUUUAUCCUACGUUGAAAUCAGAAUUGAUUGUAACUGUCGAAAACGAAAUGCCUAAGAUUUCAGAUACUAAAUUUGAGGCACCAGAUGAUUCUUUGGGAGAAGUGCAGGGUGAUGAUGCGGCCUAA